Messenger RNA from Bathycoccus prasinos, 438 nucleotides. RefSeq lists its product with no specific name. The transcript has a single exon. NCBI's taxonomy places the organism in Eukaryota, Viridiplantae, Chlorophyta, Mamiellophyceae, Mamiellales, Bathycoccaceae. The record is from RefSeq and is a predicted model, not a curated record. The coding region runs from base 1 to 438 and encodes 145 amino acids.
AUGUCUUCGAUUCUUCGCGCUUCGCGACGUCUUUUGGGUAGUAGCCUUAGCAGCAGCAACAGCAGUAGCGCUCUUUCUGGAUGUGGGAGUAGAUUCGCAGCAGUCGUGGGAAAGGGAGGAGAACGCUCGAUCGCGACCACGACAAAAAUAAACGCAGGCAUGGGGUCGCCAACAGGGACUGCGCCUGCCCCAACAGAGCCUUUAGAGGAAGAGCACGAACUGAUCUGGGAUGCGGGAGAUAAGCACCCAGAAACUGCGCUGGACAAUUUACCCGCGAAGAUAGUUGGAAAAUACGAAGCUUUGGGUAUGCUCGUCGGUGCUUUGUGCUUCAUGGGUGGAGUGUACACUUUUGCCGGCUACUACGAUAAAGCAGCGUCUCGACCCUUCGUCGAACGCGACAUGGAGAAGAGCUUAAAGAAAGAGUUAGGCGGGCGGUAA